Molecule: messenger RNA, 2177 nt
Organism: Terrapene triunguis (Three-toed box turtle)
Lineage: Eukaryota; Metazoa; Chordata; Testudines; Emydidae
Gene: PANK2
Product: pantothenate kinase 2
Exons: 6
Coding region: 441-1172 (243 amino acids)
Biological process (GO): coenzyme A biosynthetic process
Cellular component (GO): cytosol; nucleus
Molecular function (GO): ATP binding; pantothenate kinase activity
Source: RefSeq, a predicted model, not a curated record
AAGUCUCAUGUAACUUGAAAGAUUGUAAGAUAAAGGCUGAAAGUAAUUUCAGUCUCUGACUUAGCCUCUGAAAAGUCUAGUGUCCUAAAUUGAGCUCAAGUUUAAUAUGAGCUAGAAAUAAGCCCACAUCUGUAAACACAGAUACUUACUAUUUUAAGAUUGUGCAGCUUUGCUGUGACUCCAGAAUUAUUCAUUUUAAUUUCCAUUAAAUAUGCUUUUACAAGACUUGAAUAGUCAUUAGACUUAAGUCAACUCUGCAACCUACCUUAACUUUAUUUUUUCCAUUGCUGUCUAUUCAUGAGCUUAAUAUUUGUUUCAUACUUGCCUGGUUGAUUAAGGUUCAUUUAUAACUUGUAUUGCUGUGAUUUGGUUAAGAUUCCACUGAACUAAGUGGUAAAUUAACUGCAAAUGACUUGCUUGUCUAGAUUCAUCGUAAGAAGAUGGGUGACCUUCAACUUUGCAAACUAGAUGAACUUGACUGCCUUAUUAAAGGAGUUUUGUACAUUGACUCAGUUGGAUUCAAUGGACAUUCAGAGUGCUACUACUUUGAAAACCCAACUGAUUGUGAAAAAUGUCAGAAGCUCCCAUUCAACUUGGAGAAUCCAUAUCCUCUCCUCUUGGUGAACAUUGGCUCAGGGGUCAGCAUCUUGGCUGUGUAUUCCAAAGACAAUUAUAAGCGGGUAACUGGGACCAGUCUUGGAGGAGGAACGUUUUUUGGUCUCUGCUGUCUUCUUACUGGCUGUUCCACCUUUGAAGAGGCUCUUGAAAUGGCAUCCCUUGGAGACAGCACAAAAGUGGAUAAACUGGUGCGGGACAUCUAUGGAGGGGAUUAUGAGAGAUUUGGACUGCCAGGCUGGGCUGUAGCAUCCAGCUUUGGGAAUAUGAUGAGCAAGGAGAAGAGAGAGUCUGUCAGUAAAGAGGACCUGGCAAGAGCAACUUUAAUAACCAUCACCAAUAACAUUGGCUCCAUAGCACGGAUGUGUGCACUUAAUGAGAACAUUAAUCGGGUGGUUUUUGUUGGCAAUUUCUUGCGGAUCAAUACAAUCUCAAUGAGGCUUCUAGCAUAUGCUCUGGAUUAUUGGUCCAAGGGGCAGUUGAAGGCACUUUUCUUGGAACAUGAGGGUUAUUUUGGAGCAGUUGGUGCUUUUCUGGAGCUUUUGAAUUCAGCCUGAGUCAUUACUGAUCCUGCACAUUCGACAUAAGUUGCAGGAGCUUCUACCCUAUUGGAACUCCUACAUUUAUUUAGCUUUUUUUAAAGCAUCUGUUAAGUGACUAUUACAGUAAUUGUACAUGAUUUAAUCAUUGCGGAAAAGGAAAGGACAAAUGAAUUUUUUGUAAACAGCUAAAAUUAAUCCUGAAUCUUAACGUAGAUUAGUUAAUAAUAAGAAAUAUAUAUCUUCUGAGCAGCAGUUUUUAUUCUAAUCUGCUACAUGUUUUGAGAUAGUGUGGGAAGGUGCGAGAUAGAGAGAGCAUAAGUCUCACAUUAAGCUAUCCUGUAAAGCCUUUUUUUAAAAUGCCAAGUGUCUACUUUGGUAACUAUUUUAUAUUUCACUUGCGAUGAUUGUAUAUAUGGGAUUGAAGGACUUUAAGUAUUUGUGGUAGUAUUGAAUAGUGUAUUGUUUAUGUAUGACAAUUAUUAAAACAGAACCCAGAAAUAUAAAAACUAACCUUUUUCCAAAAGUCCUUGUUUUUUGCCCUCUUCUGAACACUAUAGUGGCCUGUAAAAACAUCAUCAUACAAUCAGUAAUGGCUUAUUUUCUGGCAAGACAGUCACUGUGCAUAUACACUGUUAGAGAAACAAGAAGUAAGGAUUAAAUCUUUUUUGGGUCUUGCUUUCUGUAAAACUGCAUAGCAACUUCCUGUCAUCUGCACCCUGGUGACUGCUGACCAGACCUCUGGAUGUGAGGGUCAAACCCUUAUAAUGUAGUUUUAGCAACAUGCAGCAGAUAUCUCACUUGAAAUCCACUAAGAGUAAAUUUAAGAAUAUUUAUAACUAGUGUGUGUUACUUUCUUUUUUUUUUAAUUUUUCUUUUUUUAAAUAAUUGUAUGUAACUGUACCAAAAAUGAUGAUAAUGCUAUUCCUGAUAUACUCAGGCUGUUCUGUAUAACUUAAUGUUCUAUAGAUGUUUGUUGUUAGCUAGUUACUAAACAUAAUCCAGAUUCAGGAGGAAAAUCAA